AUGUCGCCGCCGCAGGAGGAGCAUCAUGAGCAGGAGAAGCAAGCCGGCAUCAAGGUGGGGUACGACGCGCCGAACGACAAGCUGCUUGAGAUGAUGGCGGGUCUUUCCAUCUACAACCAGCAGUCCGCCGUGGCGCUGCCGCGGCUGUGGGAGGAGGACGACGCGGCGGCGGCGGAUCGCUUCUCACCUGCUUUUCUUGGGCCUCAUCGCGGCAUCAUCGAUCCGCGCGCGUACGCGCCGGCGCCUCCGAUAGCGCAGGAAGCCGGUCCGUCAGCGCCGUCGCAGAUGCAUCCUGAAUCGGUGCGGAUGCCGCUGCCGCUGCCGCUGCCGCCCUGCGACCGUAGCGUGCCCGACGCGCGGGCGCGGCCCUUCGCGGAAGGUCGAUUUCGGCGCAGCAUCGCUCGUGGGCCCCGGAACGAGCCGGCCGUGGGCAUGCUCCCGCCUGGCGCAAUCGCCGCAGCUCGCGGCGCCCACCCUGGCGGCCACGCGUAUAUGGCCAUGGCGCCGCCGCCUUACCUACACGGUGGCACCGCGGCUGUCAACCGCCCCAACUUGUUUCCUGGGAACGAGGAAGCCUUGCUCCUCGCGCUGUCCGAUGAAACCACCGAGAGCAUCGUGUCGUACGCCUGCGACCUCUUAGAGAGCAGACAUGGGCAGCGGCUAUUCCGUCUGGUCCUCAAUCACUGCAGCCAGCAGCUGCGGGAUCGGAUCGUUGCUACGAUCACCCGGGACAGGAAGAGUUUUGGUAGCCUUUGCACUCGGAGGCCAGAUGAAGUAGUUCAUAUAAUCAGUUCCAGUGAAACUCGGAGAUCAAUGCAGCUUCUUGGAGAUGCCAUGCUGCAAUGGAUGACACAUAAUCAGAUGAGGUACCUCCUGUCGGAUUCGAAAAGAUUAAGAGUGCUGCAUGCUUUCAUAGUGAGCUCUCCUCCAGAUAUUGCUCAGUUCAUUUUCGAAGCUGUUGCUCAAAAUUGUACAAGAUUUGCAUAUCAACCAAAUGGACUGGGCCUACUACAAAAUUGCCUAGAGCAUGUCAGCCAGAAGCAAAAGGAUGAUAUUUUUACCCAACUCUCUUAUCAGAGCCUUUUCCUUGCUCAAAAUUCCAGUGGAAACUGGAUUGUUCAGGAUGUUCUGCGGAAGGGAGAUCCCUCUCACAUUGAAAUCAUUGCUUCCUGCCUUAGAAAUCAUUAUGUGACACUCGCGAAAAAUAAGUACAGCAGCAAUGUUGUUGAAUGGUGUUUAAGGGUAUUCCACGAAGGAGAGAGAUCGGUCAUUGUAUAUGAAUUCAUUAGCUAUCCACACUUUAGAGAUCUGGUGACAGAUGAGUUUGCUAAUUUUGCUCUCUCUACUGCUCUUGAAACAUGUGAGGUUCCUCUUCGAAACAUUUUGGCGAAUGCCAUCCUUUUCCCAAAAUAUCAUCGUACGGAAUCAACACUGGAGCGCAAGCCGCGGUUCCCUAAGGGGAAGAAGGCCAAGUACCGCGACGCCGGUGCGGAGGGAGGCCCCUCCGGCAACGCCGUGGACCUCGACAGCAUGCUGAAUCCGGAGCUUGCGGCGGAGCGGCGGGCGCGGCAGCGCCACGGCCAGCUCAAGGAGGGCGACGACGCGAAGGGAGGUGCCACUGACGUCAAGGGCUUCGAAGUCCGCUACAACGAUGGUAUUAACUUUAUUGAUGAUGGUAUCCGGAUAGAGCCGUUUAACUUGGAGCGAGAAAGGGAAGAAGGGUAUUUCGAUGAGAAUGGGAACUUUGUGGAGUAUGCAAGAGGCAAUGAAAUUAAGGAUGCCUGGUUGGACAGUGUGGAAGUUGACCCAACGUAUGCUGCAAAGGUUCAGAACAAAGGCAAAGAGAAAGUUGAAGAGUUUGAGGACCUCUCUUCCGAUGACAUUGGGAGGCUAAAAAGGCAGAUAGCAAACUUGCUUGAACCAGGAGAAACGAUAAUGCAAGCUUUGAAAAGGUUGAAGGGUACAUCCACGGAUAAACAUGGAAAGAUGGCUGAGGGGACUAAACGUAUAUUUGAUGAAUUGACUGAAGCUGCCAUGAAGCUAAUGGAGAAUGGCGACUAUAAUGUUUACUCAGAUGAUCGUGAGACCUUUGAACGCGAGGCAGCUGGGUAUGAACGUUUGGCACGUGCUCGACUUGGUUUGCCAGAAGUUGAUGGUGUCUCUGAAGACCCAAAAUAUAACCAGACACCAUCGUCAGUACUGGAGAUUGACCAACCAUCAUCUGUACUGGAAAUGGAACUUGGUCCCUCAACUGCCAAUAUAUCUACAGCCACUGCUGCAAUCAACGAUGAUGACAGUAACCUGGACAUGUUUGGUGAUGAUGACAACGAUGAUGCCAAUACUGUAGGUUCAGGUUUGAAUCCUGGAACCUCAGAUGUGAAGAAAGCCGAUAAUGGAAGCGUGGACUCAGACUAUGUCUAUGAUCCUUCUUCAGGUUACUACUAUAUCAGCAGCACAGGCUAUUACUAUGACCCUAACUCUGGAUAUUAUGGUUCUGCAUCUACGGGAACCUGGUAUUCAUACGAUGAGCAAACUGGAACAUACAAAGAAAUUCAGGAUGAACAAACUGGCACGGCCAAAGAAGAGCUAGGAGACGCCAUCAAGGAGUAA
Messenger RNA from Miscanthus lutarioriparius, 2610 nucleotides. The record is from the annotation of a GenBank genome assembly. Lineage: Eukaryota; Viridiplantae; Streptophyta; Magnoliopsida; Poales; Poaceae.